Messenger RNA from Siniperca chuatsi (mandarin fish), 1209 nucleotides. RefSeq names its product golgin subfamily A member 6-like protein 6. The record is from RefSeq and is a predicted model, not a curated record. NCBI's taxonomy places the organism in Eukaryota, Metazoa, Chordata, Actinopteri, Centrarchiformes, Sinipercidae. The annotation marks the transcript as partial. The transcript has a single exon.
GAGUUAGAGGAGGAAGAAGAAGAAGAAGAGUUAGAGGAAGAAGAAGAAGAAGAGUUAGAGUUAGAGGAAGAAGAAGAAGAAGAGUUAGAGGAAGAAGAAGAAGAAGAAGAAGAAGAAGAAGAAGAAGAAGAAGAAGAAGAAGAGUUAGAGUUAGAGGAAGAAGAAGAAGAAGAGUUAGAGGAAGAAGAAGAAGAAGAAGAAGAAGAGUUAGAGGAAGAAGAAGAAGAAGAAGAGUUAGAGGAAAAAGAAGAAGAAGAGUUAGAGGAGGAGGAAGAAGAAGAGUUAGAGGAGGAAGAAGAGUUAGAGGAAAAAGAGGAAGAAGAGUUAGAGUAGGAAGAAGAAGAAGAUGAAGAAGAAGAAGAAGAAGAAGAAGAAGAGUUAGAGGAAAAAGAAGAAGAAGAGUUAGAGGAGGAGGAAGAAAAAGAGUUAGAGGAAGAAGAAGAGUUAGAGGAAAAAGAGGAAGAAGAGUUAGAGGAAAAAGAGGAAGAAGAGGAAGAAGAGUUAGAGGAAGAAGAAGAAGAAGAAGAAGAAGAAGAAGAAGAGUUAGAGGAAGAAGAGUUAGAGGAAAAAGAGGAAGAAGAGUUAGAGGAAGAAGAAGAAGAAGAAGAAGAAGAAGAAGAGUUAGAGGAAAAAGAGGAAGAAGAGUUAGAGGAAGAAGAAGAAGAAGAAGAAGAAGAAGAAGAGUUAGAGGAAAAAGAGGAAGAAGAGUUAGAGGAAGAAGAAGAAGAAGAAGAAGAAGAAGAAGAAGAAGAAGAGUUAGAGGAAGAAGAAGAAGAAGAAGAAGAAGAAGAAGAAGAGGAAGAAGAGUUAGAGGAAAAAGAGGAAGAAGAGUUAGAGGAAGAAGAAGAAGAAGAAGAAGAAGAAGAAGAAGAAGAAGAAGAAGAAGAAGAGUUAGAGGAAAAUAAAGAAGAAGAGUUAGAGGAAGAAGAAGAAGAAGAAGAAGAAGAAGAAGAAGAAGAGGAAGAAGAGUUAGAGGAAAAAGAGGAAGAAGAGUUAGAGGAAGAAGAAGAAGAAGAAGAAGAAGAAGAAGAAGAAGAAGAAGAAGAAGAAGAAGAAGAAGAAGAAGAAGAAGAAGAAGAAGAAGAACGAUGGUCACUGUAUUUUGAAAGUAUUCACCGGAAGUGUCGACAUGCCCGUGCUGCUGCCGCUUUAGAGUCGCAGUGCGCAGAUGCGGAUGCCACACGGUCGGAUUUCGUUGCUGGUGGUUAA